Molecule: messenger RNA, 1391 nt
Organism: Zingiber officinale
Lineage: Eukaryota; Viridiplantae; Streptophyta; Magnoliopsida; Zingiberales; Zingiberaceae
Product: probable RNA methyltransferase At5g51130
Exons: 9
Coding region: 128-991 (287 amino acids)
Biological process (GO): snRNA modification
Molecular function (GO): RNA methyltransferase activity; O-methyltransferase activity; snRNA binding
Source: RefSeq, a predicted model, not a curated record
CUACCACCUCGUUUCUGCCCUAGAAACCCGUUGCUGCCUAUUUGUCGAUCAGCCGCUGUGAAGGAGCAGGAGAGACGCCGGAAGGAGGAGGAUAGACGGAGGAAUCCAGCGUGAAGGGGUGGUGAAUAUGAGAAAUCAAGAAGCAGCAGCAGGGAAAGUGCACGAACGAGAAGAAUCAAAAGAGGAAGGGGAAAGAAGGAAGAAGCCGAAGAAGGUUUUCAUCUAUGGGAACUACAAGAGCUACUACGGCUAUCGCAUUGACAACAAUGCAAAGGAAGAUCCAAGACUGAUUUUGUUUAAGAGAGAGUGGUUUGAAGGCAAGGACUGCCUUGAUAUUGGCUGCAAUGAGGGUUUGAUAACUAUUAGCAUAGCAAAGAAGUUUUUUUGUCAAAGCAUUCUUGGAGUUGAUAUUGAUGCAGGUUUAGUUGAAACUGCAUAUUGGAACUUAAGGAGGCUAGCUCGAACGACAAAUGGUCAUAAUAAAUCCAAGGAUGCUUCUAGAACAGAAGAUUCAAUAUAUGUAGACCAUUUGAUUAGUGAUGAUUCUUCAAAUGUGAAAUCAUCUGAUUUUGGGUCCCAUCUUCCUGUUGAAGAACUUUUCAAGAGAGUUUCUUUUCGUCGGGAAAAUUUUGUUGAGAGUUUGCAAGGAUGCACAGAGAAGUAUGAUACAAUUCUUUGUUUGAGUGUAACAAAAUGGGUUCAUCUGAACUGGGGUGAUGAUGGAUUGAUCACUUUGUUUGCUAAAAUCUGGCGACUUCUUCGUCAGGGUGGUAUGUUAAUAUUGGAAGCUCAACCUUGGUCUUCCUAUAAAAGAAAUCGAGGUGUAUCACAGACUGCAAAGUCAAACUUCAAUAGUAUAUGUUUGAGGCCUGAAGGAUUUCGGGAAAUACUUUUGGACAAGAUUGGAUUCAAGUCAGCAGAUAUAAUUACCGAUAGCUUAUCUGGUGCGGCUGUUGGAUUUGACCGACCUGUUGUAAUGUUCUGCAAAUGAUUGGUGAAGAAAAGAUAGCUUCUACGCUAUUCGAUCUGGAGCUAUAACUAUUAUUCCUAGUGGGAAAUGUAUUGAUUCGACAAUUUUGCAAGCGACUGACGACGCUAGAGCUGCUGUCGGAUAACUCUGAUUUGUGACGUACAUAUACUGAUGAUACUUGAGGAGAUGCCAUUGUUGGAUCUUGUUUGUUGGACUAUUUGGCAAAUUUGCCGGUGCGGUUGCCAUAUUUUGUUCCUCGUGGCAACUCUUUUUUUUUUUGGCUUUUGCUGAUGAAAAAGAAAAAUUGGUGUUGCAAUCUAAAUAUCUGUGUAUCCGCGAAUACACGCACAAGUGUAAGUGCAUGUACAUAAGCCUUAAUGGUUAUUUUUUUUUACCAUUUAAUCAAGGGAAAAUUUUACUU